UCAGGCAGCCAGCGGGAAAAGGGGAACGACGGCACGGGGAGAACAGCUGGUCACUGGGACUGGACGGAACUGCGCGAAAAGAAGAAUGCUGCGUGCCGUGAGCGCGGCGCUGCGAGGAAUCGCAGCGAGAGCGACGAGUACAAAUGCGACAAACUGUAUUACUUCAAAAUGCGAUUCCAUUUUGAAUUCCAUACAACACAGAGGGUUUGGAACACUAUCAAUCGCUGUCCAGAAAUGGGCAGCUGUCGGACCUACGCAACAUAAGACGCUACUAAACCAUGCGGCGACGGAAAAUCGUCUAGCUUUGCCAGCAAAACCUAUUAAUGUGCCAGUGAGAACUGUAAUCAAGUUUACUAUGUCAAGAGGAAAGCGGCAGACUGUAAAGACAGUUCUAACACGUUUCUACCGACUGCACUGGGGUAUCUGGAUCAGAACAAGAUCAGGUCGACACAAUAAGCUGUGGACAAAAACGAGCGCCAGAAAAAAAAGACUGAGGAAACACGUGUUCUGCAAUGCCACGCAGUCGACGCUUCUGGACAAGAUGGUAUCUAAGUACUGGAAGAGACGGCACUAUUAUAUUGACGAUCCGUACGAACCGUAUCACGACCGCGAGGAGUUCAGUAUCACUCGGAGAAAACCGUUACCUUAAUCAUUAUCUAAUUGUGAAUUGCUAGAUUGUAAGCUUUUGAUUGAAGAGAUAUUAAAAAUGAUGCUAUUAAAAUA
Mycetomoellerius zeteki is the source of this 723-nucleotide messenger RNA. It is a transcript of the gene mRpL35, whose product is annotated as mitochondrial ribosomal protein L35. Gene Ontology annotation, biological process: translation. Lineage: Eukaryota; Metazoa; Arthropoda; Insecta; Hymenoptera; Formicidae. The record is from RefSeq and is a predicted model, not a curated record. Gene Ontology annotation, molecular function: structural constituent of ribosome. The transcript has 4 exons. Bases 86 to 649 code for a protein of 187 amino acids. Gene Ontology annotation, cellular component: mitochondrion; ribosome.